Carcharodon carcharias (great white shark) is the source of this 3071-nucleotide messenger RNA. RefSeq names its product cyclic nucleotide-binding domain-containing protein 2-like. Gene Ontology annotation, biological process: spermatogenesis. Lineage: Eukaryota; Metazoa; Chordata; Chondrichthyes; Lamniformes; Lamnidae. The coding region runs from base 65 to 1840 and encodes 591 amino acids. The record is from RefSeq and is a predicted model, not a curated record. The transcript has 11 exons. Gene Ontology annotation, molecular function: cAMP binding.
CCCGCCCGGUUUCCUUUUCCAGCUGCUUCCUCCGUUCCAACGCUUGGUAAAGAAGGUGGUUUUGAUGUGUCGAGUCUGCAUGCGUCUACGCGAGGCAUCGGCAGCUUUCAUGCAGGUGUGGGCCACCUUGGCAAAAUACGCCAACAAGCAGCAGACCGAGGAGGAACAGAGGGAAAGCAGCAAGGCUGCCUUUGAUGCCCAAUAUUUCAAGACACAACAUAAUAAAUUCCCAACCCGGGCAAUUCAAGUCACCAUGAAACUACCCGAGCAGCGGUCGAUGGAGGAGUUGGAGGAGCUUUUGUGCUCGCUGAGAUCUUUGCUGAGCAUCAGACACUACAGCAAGCCCUACCAGCUCAUGCUGGCCAAAAUAGUGCGAUAUGAAAGGCUCAGGAGGAGGAGAGUGAUAAUCAAGAAGGGACAGGAUGCACACAGUUUCUACUUCAUAUACUCGGGGGGAGUUAGCUUCACCACGGACGAAGAUGGAAGCAGCGCGUUUGAGGAAGGGCAUCAAACUGACUUGCGAAAGGGUGCCAGGUUUGGAGAAAUACCAGUACUGAAAGGUCUGCAGAGAAAUUUCACUGCCGUCUGUACGGACGAUACUGAGCUACUGGUGGUGGACAAAGAGGAAUUCUUUGAAAACAGACUUGACAAGGCGCUAGUCAGGGAAUAUCAUCGUCGCUUUAUAUUUUUCAGAUCACUAAAGCUUCUGGAAUCAUUACCUGACAGUUCCAUUGAGUUUCUUUCUGACUAUUCAACCACAGAGGAGUUCCUAUACGGCCAGGUUAUUCCCACCAACAUGGAGCACCUCAUUUUCGUGACCAAGGGCCGGUUUGUCAUCCUGCGAUUGGUGGAUCUGACACUCUGCCCGUCCUAUCACAGGUUCAUUGCUCAUGAGCUGCCUUUCCUGAAAAGCACCAUUAAAAACACGGAAUCAGCCGAUAACUCACAAGUUGACAGACAAUUUUCCGGCUCGAGUAGAACCACCUCGACCCACCUAGGAUUCGAUAACACUUCCAGGACCAAAAUUAAGAAAAUAAGUUCAUCCAGGUCCCAAACCCCUUUUCGUGGAUCACCCAGCAGCAUGAAAAGCAUAGAGACCUUGAGCCAAAAUAUUUCCUCUAGUAAUAUCUCAGUGGCCCAAUCUGGAUCACCACAGCAGGUGAAGGCAAGGAGUGAAACAGGGAGACGCCUAAGACUUGGCAGGUCCACCAGUAGGGCAGUGUUUGGAGACUUUCGACACAUAUUGGGGACUACCUUGAGAAGGCAGAUGGUUCCCAAAGCCCUGGCUGUUGCUGCUUACAUGAAGAUAGAUUCAGUUCUACCAGGAGAAGUAUUUGGGCUGCGGCAAUACUUUGUGGCCAAUGACCUCAAGGAUAAGAGAGAAUUUAGUAUCAAGAGCCAAGGCACCAAGAUUGUAAGGAUCGACAUGCAGACCUUUACCGAACUAACGGACCCCCUAACAUUGCACAAAGUUCAGAAACUGAAAUCCAUUUACCCAAGUGAUGAUGAACUCUGCGACUGCUUUAUCAAAAAUAAUAUCUGGAAAAUCCUUAAAAAGAACAUGAUUGCCCAGCUCCCUAGCAAGCCCCAUCUUUAUUCAACCUCUGGCCAGGCUGCAGUGUCGGGGCAGGGUGAGGAUAUAUACGAGAUCGACAAGACGGGCAUCCUGAACCUACCGGAGAUUGCCAGCAAUCGAAGCAUGCUUUUCUCGAAGCCCUCGUAUUAUGUAGCACCAGUAAUCAGAUCAAUGGAUGGUAGCACCACACUGCCAAAGCUGGACCUGCAACUCAUUCAUGCGAUCGCCAAGCAUCCAUCUAGUGUAGGCAGUCUGCUGCCUUGACUAGGUCCUAGGCAUUCCUAUACAGCUCCCUUUAAAAGUCCAAAAUCUCAGUUUGUUUCCCAUCGUUUUGUUCCAAUUCCUAUUCCCCAUUGUUGAGAUCACCGCAGGAAACUGCAUUGGGAUCUUUUGUUUUGUUUUGUUCUUUCACAAAUUAGGCUUUUAUUUUACUUACUAUCUCUUCGCUUGCCAACAACACCACAAGAAGUGCUCGUUCGAUGUGUUCCAGUCAGAGGACUUUACCAAAGACCCAUAUCAUAGAAACACAAUGUCAUAAAAACACAAUAGCAUAGCAUUCAAAUGCCCCAUACAGCUGAUGUCAGACAGACCCAUGCAUUAACUUCCCAAACUUUAAAGGCUCAAUGCAAUGUGAUAAAGACUCAAUGUGUAAAGACUCAGUGUGAUAAAGACACAGUGUGAUAAAGACUCAGUGUGAUAAAGACUCAGUGUGAUAAAGACUCAGUGUGAUAAAGACUCAGUGUGAUAAAGACUCAGUGUGACAAAGACUCAGUGUGACAAAGACUCAGUGUGAUAAAGACUCAGUGUGAUAAAGACUCAGUGUGUAAAGACUCAGUGUGUAAAGACUCAGUGUGUAAAGACUCAGUGUGUAAAGACUCAGUGUGUACAAGACUCAGUGUGAUCAAGACUCAGUGUGACAAAGACUCAGUGUGAUAAAGACUCAGUGUGAUAAAGACUCAGUGUGUAAAGACUCAGUGUGUAAAGACUCAGUGUGUAAAGACUCAGUGUGUAAAGACUCAGUGUGUAAAGACUCAGUGUGGUAAAGACUCAGUGUGGUAAAGACUCAGUGUGAUCAAGACUCAGUGUGAUCAAGACUCAGUGUGAUCAAGACUCAGUGUGAUCAAGACUCAGUGUGAUCAAGACUCAGUGUGAUCAAGACUCAGUGUGAUCAAGACUCAGUGUGAUCAAGACUCAGUGUGAUCAAGACUCAGUGUGAUCAAGACUCAGUGUGAUCAAGACUCAGUGUGAUCAAGACUCAGUGUGAUCAAGACUCAGUGUGAUCAAGACUCAGUGUGAUCAAGACUCAGUGUGAUCAAGACUCAGUGUGAUCAAGACUCAGUGUGAUCAAGACUCAGUGUGAUCAAGACUCAGUGUGAUCAAGACUCAGUGUGAUCAAGACUCAGUGUGAUCAAGACUCAGUGUGAUCAAGACUCAGUGUGAUCAAGACUCAGUGUGAUCAAGACUCAGUGUGAUCAAGACUCAGUGUGAUCAAGAC